UCUCUGUCAACGUUGCCCCGUAGUCUCGUUGUGAAAGCGGCUCGAGCUCUGACAGCCUCUCCCUCCAUCCCCAGCUGAUGAAGCCGCUGAAAGAGAGAAGGAUCCGGGGCCGGGACUCGGACACUCUCCGGUGAAACUACGAAUAUUUAAACCGACGACGGGCAGAGAACGUGUGUUAUUUUCCGUGUUCGUGUCGGAUUAUAACGGGGCCAGGCUGCUGCAGCGGGGAGAUGCUGCCAUGCAGGGAGACGUCACUGAUUUAACAGCCGAAAAACACAGACAGGAUAGCAGCAGAGGAUCGAUAACACCACGAAUAAAACCCGGAUCGAUCUGUCAUCACAUGUCCGCAGUUUACCACCGAGGAAGUGAAAAUGUAACCCAUGACUGAGGCUCACCAACAUCCGUUCUGCUCUGGAAAUCUUCACCACUGAAUUAAAGCUUCAGAUCACGUUUUCCAGUCAGCGUGACCAGACGAGAUUUGGGUUUUUGAAUGAGAAAAUACACACGGAUGCUGCUGCAGCUUCCCCAAUGUAUCUCCAUCACCAAGUUAACCAGAUUUCUCUGCAUUUCAAAUCUGAACAGCAAAGUUAAUCCAGAAACUGUGCACCUGACACUCUAAUUCAAGGACUUCUAGUGAUGUUAAAACCUGAAUCUAAACUUCAGAUUUGAGAUGAGGACUCUACUCUUGCACUUGGAAACAGAAUUUGACAAAACAAUCUCACUUUGCACGCAGAAGCUUUCCUUCUUCAUACUUUCUCCUGAGAAUUUGGAGCCUUUUGGCAGGUUUACAAAAAGGAACUUUAAAUGAUACUACUGUCGUACUUGACACUGGAAACUGAGGACGGACAGAGGCUGUAAAAGGAUAAAAACACACCCAGCAUCUCUGAACAAGACUUGUGAAGAAGGGGAACUCUUGGACAGGGUUGUAUGUUGUGAGAAUUAAAAAAGAAUAAGUGCAGUCCACUUUCUGGAUGAGAAAUGACAAAAAUACCUGUGCAAUAAUAAAGGAACAAAAUAAGCCCUUGCAGUAAAUUCAAUCCAAAGAAACUCCUGCACCUUUCACGUGGGACUGAAGAUAUCGAAGCUGUAGUUGUUGUGUUGUUGGUGGAUAUAUUUUUGCGAUGUUGGACCCGGUGAAGAUGAAGGAGGCAUGCAGGAUCUGCGCCCGUGAGCUCUGCGGCAACCAGCGCCGAUGGAUCUUCCACCCUGCAGCCAAGGUGAACCUGCAGGUGCUGCUGUCCCAUGCUCUGGGCCGCGAGCUGACCCGGGAUGGGCGCGGGGAGUUCGCCUGCUCCAAGUGCACCUUCAUGCUGGACCGCAUGUACCGCUUUGACACGGUCAUCGCCCGUGUGGAGGCACUGUCUCUGGAGCGCCUCCACAAGCUGCUGCUGGAGAAAGACCGGCUCAGGCAGUGUAUUGGAGGCCUGUACCGCAAGAACAACGCAGAGGACGGGAGCGUGGCUCCACCUGGGGCUGUGAUGGAGGUGAUUGUGACCGAGGCUGGGUCUGAGGACUCUCCUGUGAUGGAUCUGUCAGCCUUACAGGAUGUGAGAUACUCUGAUAUGAUCCAGGACGACUUGACGUACUCCGUGUAUGAAUCCUGGGCUGAUAAGGAGGACUCCACCCUGGAGCAGCAAACCCACCAACACCACCUCCUGCAUUGCCCAGCAGCAGACCCUCUGUCCGGCCAGAAGCAGAAGCGGUGCAAAGGCUGUGCAGCUCUUCGUGUUGCAGAUUCAGACUAUGAGGCGGUCUGUAAGGUGCCUCGCAGGAUUGGACGUAGGAGCACAUCCUGCGGCCCAUCCACUCGCUACUCACCAUCCAUUCCAGGAGUCGAGGACCCGGCUGAAACCUCCGGAGCUUCUGACACCACGACUGUUGCCUUUGAGUCCUCUUCAGCUGACACUGAUAAGACAUUGUGUAACAGGUCUUGUCCCAGCCCCUCGUCCUCUGUAGAAUCACUUGAAACUGCCGUGGACGUGAGUUGCCCUUCUGCAAACCACAAAGAGAGAGAGGAAACUGAACCAGAGAAAGAUCCCGAAGAGGCUCCAGUGAGGAGGCAGACUCCAUGGGACAAACCUCUGAGUGAGAGCUCCCUCUGUGGGCUUGAGAUGACACUGAGCCUCCUGAGGAGCUGGGAGUACCGGCCUGUGAAGACUCGAAGGGGCAGUAAGCUCCCAGUUCUGAUCAAAUGCAAACUGGACCAAAGCCUGUCCCUGAACCUGCCAAUGCCACCGAGGUCCCCCUAUAGAGGGGUGGGAGACUGUGACUUGUAUGCCCACCAGCAGGUGCCAGAGGUCGUGACCCCGUGUCCCCAGCAGGAGCUUCAGGCGGAGCUGGCCGAGAUGGAGGAGCAGUGGAUGGAUGAUUACUUUAAGUGUGGGCCGUUUCGCUUCCAGCAGAGAAUGAUUGAUGAGCAGCAGGGCCAGCUCGGUCAGUACGAAAGCGCUGCGGGUCAGUGUGUGGGCGAGCUGCAGAAGGCCCAGGACCAGGUCCGCUCGCUGCAGGGAAAGAUCAGAGAGAGCGAUACCAGGAACCAGAAGCUGCAGAAGCGUCUUGGUGAGAUGGAGUUGGAGCUUCGUUCCGCUCAGGAGGAAGCCCAGCGUCAGGAGAGAAACAUCCAGAACAUCACCGACUCAGUCAGCUCCAAAGACGCACAGGCUGCAGAGCUCUACCGCGUCAUCGAGGAACAGAAUAAGAUGCUGUGUUCUCUCAAAGAGCUCGCCAACCGCAACCAGCUGCAGCAGCUGCAGGUUUCAGGAGCAGAGAGCAUCCGGGGUCAGGGUGAGGUCCUGGCUCUGCAGGCAUCUCUCUUCCAGGCUCAGCUGGAGCUGCAGGCUGGUCAGCGAGGGCAGCAACAGGCGGCCAGGUCACAGGAGGACCUGAGACGAGCCCUGCAGAGGCUGGAGAAGGACCUGCAGGGGGCGUUGCAGCACAGGAGGGAGACGGAGAGACACAACCAGGAGCUGCAGCUGGCUCUGGAGAAGGCUCGAUCAACCCUGCAGGAGAGAGAGGAGCAGCUGGGCGAGCGAGAGCAGGACAGACAGAGGGAGGCGGAGGAGAGAGAGAGGACAGUCAGAGAGCUGAAGGCGUCCCUGCUGAGCAAAGAACAGCUGAUAGAGGACUGUGAGCUGUUGGAGGAUCCGAAGGAGAAGAGAGACUCUCUGCUUCAGAAACUCCGUCAGCGAAUCAAAGAGCGAGACCGAGCUCUGGAGCGAGCCGUGGACGAGAAGUUCAGCUGCAUGGAGGAGAAAGAGGAGGAGCUUCGUCGUCUUCAUCUGCUGCUCAGAGAGAAAGAGAGAGACCAGGAGAGGCAGCGUUGUGUGCUCACCAACAAUGAGGAGACCAUCACUAGCCUGGAGGUGCUGCUGCGCGGUAAGGCUCUGGAGCUGGAGCAGGUGUGUGACGCCUGGAGGAACGUGCAGCGGCAGCAGCAGGAGAGCGAAGAGAGGCAGAGCCGGGUCCUGAGAGAGAGAGACGGCAUCAUUGGCCAGCUGCAGGGGGCGCUGCACGGUCGCACGCAGGAGGCUCAGGACCUGCGCUGCUCCCUCCUUGCUCGUAUCCAAUCAGCUCCCAGCGAGGUCCUGGAGGAGUUAAAGGUCCGCCUCCAGCUCAAGGACCGUCUCUUCCAGGAGGUGCUGGCUGACCGGACGCGGCAGGCUCAGGAGCACCAGGAGCAGGUCCAAGAUCUGCUCCAAACCAUCAGCUCCAGGGACCAGUACAUCCAGGAGUCUGCGAGCCGGCUCGAUGAGGUGAUGACGGAGCAGACAAAGAGGCUCCAGGAGCUCCGCAGACAGCUGAGCUCUGGUGUGGGAUCGAGGUCCGACUCUGGUCCAGACUCGGCUGUGGAGAUCCAGGCCCUGCAGGAGGAGCUGUGCCUGGCUCUGAGGAGGGAGAAGGAGAGCCAGGAGCUGAGCAGGAGUCAGAAUAACAGGGUGGAGUCGCUCAUCAGGACACUGCACGUGAAGGAGGAGAUCAUCAGGGACUUCCAGAGUCAGAUGGUGGACCCCUCAGCUCUCCCUCUAGUGGAGCGGUUGACUCAGGAAGUCCAGGAGCUGAGAGAGAGCCUGUUCCAGCAGGAGGGUCCCCCAGCCCGGGGGCCCGUCCUAGGUCGGGACCGACCCAGCAGCAGGCAGCCUGAGUUUGGAGAGCUGAGCUCAGAGUACGAAGACGAGGCUGAGGAGGAUUUGAACAGCGAGUACACGGAGAGUGUGGAUGAAGACGAGUCCAAACUGAGGCUCCACACCAAGAUCUCUGGAGCUGCAGGGAAGUCUUCCUCCACCGACAUGUUGUUCGAGGGUCAGGGUCUGCUGGAGGUCAAACAGCUGGUGGAGCAGAAGCGGGUGGUGGAGAGAGAGCUGGGAGAGCUGAAGGCUCAGCUGGCGAAGGCCGGCUUCUCCUCGCUGUCACAGAUGAGGAAAGCUCUGUUCAGUCUGCAAGCAGAGAACGAGGAUUUAAAGCAUCACCUGCAGCCUGACAGCAAGCAGAGGGAUGAACAGAAGAUGAUGGAAGGAGAGGAGGAGGGGGAGGAGGAAGAGGAGGGGGAGCUGGAUGUGACCAUAGAAGGGGUGGAGGAGGAUGAAGAGGAGGAGGAGAGCUCUGGGAUGUGGGACGCAUGGGACACCGAGCUGUCUCUGUCUCAACACGAUCAGAGAGUCGACACCAGGCCGGAGACUCUGCAGCUGCAUGACAACGCCUCCUCACAGGAGGGUGCAGACAGCGAGCUUUCAGCCGCUCAGUCCCCAGGGAAGUGUGAGAAGACGGUUCGUCUGCAGCAGAAGAGCAAAGAGCUGCGGGAGAGACUGAUGGUGUCUGAAGCCACGGUGCAGGCUCAGGCCGAGCAGCUCAAAGACUACAGGGAGCUGCUCACGGAGACAGCUGUGAAGCAGGACAGUAAGCAGAUCCAGGUGGACCUGCAGGAUCUGGGCUAUGAGACGUGUGGCCGCAGCGAGAACGAAGCUGAGAGGGAAGACACCAGCAGCCCAGAAUUUGACGACCUGGAGAUGUGCACGUCUCUGGACUGCAGCUCUCAGUGGUGGCCUUCCAGCAGCAGCAGCUCCACCUUCACUAAAACCACCACCCAGACCCAGAGCUCCGGAUACGGAGAGGACACGUCGUCUCUGCAGCGCCUGGUGGAGGACCUCCGCUCCCAGCUGUCCCGCUCUCAGGCGGUGAUACGCGGACUCCAGAGCCGGCUCCGCUCCCUCUCGUCGUCCAGUGACUGCGGACCAUCCACACCCAGAAAAGUCAACUGGUCCUUCCAGGCCUCGCCUUCCCAGAGCGGGGCGGAAGAGGACGAGGGCUGGCAGUCGUCUGAUGGAGGUCCUUUAGCUUCUCCACGACACCCCAACCCUGACAAAGGCCUGCAGGAGCUGAUGUCCAGAGUGGGCGCUCUGGAGGACCAGCUGAUGAAAGGAGGCAAGAAGGCAACCAGCGAGGACACAAAGUCUGCAACCUGGCCGGGUAAAUUCGACUCUCUGAUCAAGGCUCAGGCCAGAGAGCUGUCUCACCUCCGCCAGCGUCUCAGAGAGGGUCGGGGCGUGUGUAACAUCCUCACCCAGCACCUGGGCGACACUACCAAAGCCUUCGAGGAGCUGCUGAGGGCCAACGACAUCGACUACUACAUGGGCCAGAGCUUCAGGGAGCAGCUGGCUCAGAGCGGGGCGCUUGCACAGAGAGUCAGUGCCAAGAUCAGCAACCGAGAUCACGCUGAAGAUCCAGAUGAGAAGACAGAGCUGCUCGCCAUCCGGCUGAGUAAGGAGCUUCAGCAAAAGGACAAAGUCAUAGAGUCUCUCCGUGCUAAACUAAACCAGCAUCACAACCACCAUCAUCCUCAUCGCUCUGACACGCCCUGCAGCAGCCAUGCUCUCUCCGACACCACUGACCAAUCCGAUCGCAUUUCUUAUGUGUCUGAUGAGCAUGGAUCGAUUAACGAGGACCUGGAGCUCUGCUCUGAUGUGGAUGCUGUCAGUGAGCUCGGGCAGAAGGAAACUCAGAAUUCCACCAAACUCAGCACGGAUUGCCUCUCUCACAGUGGCUCCAUGUCCCAUCACCCGUCUGCCCCUCCAUCCAUCACCUCAUCCCACAGAGCCCAAUCCUGCCAUAGCUGUCCCAGCAUGCACUGCUCCAACUCACCAUUUCAAAGUGCAGACCUGCAGAGUCUCACAGCUCCAGCUUCAGCCUUCACCUUUCAGCCUCCCCCCUCCUCCUCCUCCUACACUCAGAGGGUCCCUUUGCCCUUCCAUCCUCACCCUGCACCCCUGAGAACCCGUUACCAAGCCAGUGGGGGAGCUGGUUUCUCCCUGGCUGAGGUGCAUCAGGAGCUGCAGAUGUUACAGAGGCAGCUUGGAGACUCUGAGAGGUUUUCGACCCCUCAGUCCAAACCUCUUCAGGGUUUCCCCUACACUCACCAGCAGCCCGAUCACUCUGCCUUCCUCCCACUCUCCUUCCACGGUUACCAGCCGUCUCCUUUCGGCAGCGCCAUCGGCAGCAGUAUGGACGCCAGCUCAGCAAUGAAAGCUGGGGCUGGUCUGCUGGAGAGCAGUGCAUUGUGGGAUAUGGCUUAUGGACCCCGACCCGUCAGGCUUGGCGCUGACUUGUCUUCAGGAUCGUCUGGUUACCAGUCAGGCACCAGUAACACAGGUUCAGACCUGAUGAAGGAGCACCUGAGGGAGAUCAGGAGUCUGAGACAGAGACUGGAGGACUCCAUCCAGACCAACGACCGCCUCAGACAGCAGCUGGAGGAGAGACUGGCCCACACCACUACUGAGAAAGGUGCUCCUACCAACAUCUACAUCCAGGGUCUGGACUCGGUCAGCCAGCUGUCCAGUGAGAUCAGACUCUUGAAGGAGGAGAACGUCAGCCUGCAGAACCAGCUGAAACAGGCCACUAAAGAGGGCAGUAAGGAAGCCGAGCAGCUGAAAGAGGCGGCCCUCCUGGACCGAGCCAGGUUGAAGGAGGCGGAGCUAGAGGCUGUGAGGUGGGCGGAGCAAAUCAGGAACCAGCAAAGUGAAGUAGAGGCCAGAGGUGAAGAGAUUUCACAGCUGAAACAGGACCGACAGAGGAACCAGGAGGCCAUCAACAGACUGCAGCAUGAGGUGAGCGUCCUCCAGCAGCAGUUGUCUGAGAGCCGCAGUUUGGUCCACUCUCUUCAGUGUGAGCUGCAGGUGUAUCACAGAGUGUGUGGAGUCCCACCAAACACGUGCACAGGUAAAGCUGGGGAAGGUUCCCAUCUUGCACACAGCAGUGCAACCUUUGACCCCAGAGAGCUGCAGAUUCAGCUGGAGCAGCAGCUGAGUGGACAGGUUGACGCACAACCUCGAUCCAGGAGGAAACUCUUCAACGAAAACGUUCCCUCACCUCCUGUGAGAGACACCGGGCUCAUCAGUCCCUCCUCUCCUCCGCACUCUGCUCAAAAACAAAGAGAGGAAACUGGAGGUCCUGAUCAAGCAGCCUCGUCUCUGCAGGGUCAGGCUCCUGACGGCUCGUUUGCCAACCGUCACGGCCGCCACGCCGUGGGCCACAUCGAUGACUUCAAGGCUCUGCAGCAGCAGAUCCUGGAGGGCAGCGCUCUCCUCCGAAAGAUGGAGGUCACAGUGUGUUCUCUGAGCACGACGCAGGAGUUCAGCUUUCAUCAGCUUUCAGACUCCGGCUGUGUCAGGAAGCUGCUGUCUGACACUAAAACCCUGAGACAGAUCCUGGAGGAGUCAGACUCUCUGCUCCGAAUGUUCUGGAGAGCGGCUCUGCCCGACAACACAGAAACCAAACAGGAUCAGGCUCUGAGGGAGGAGGUCGUCUCUCUUCGUCUGAGGCUCUCAGAAAAAGAGGAGGCUCUCAAGGACGCCGUGGAGAGAGUGAAGAGCUCCGACCGCACCAAAGAUAACAUGGAGCACUUUAUAGUCAGCCAACUGUCUAGGACCCGGGACGUGUUGAGGAAAGCAAAGACAAACCUGCAGGAGAACGAGCUCAGGAUUUCCUCCCUGCGCCCUGCCUCUUUCCCCAUUCCCCCUUCCUCCCCCUCCUCCUCUUCUUUUUCCUUCUCCUCAUCCUCUUCCUCACACCCCUGGUUGAGCAAAGGUGAACACGCCAGAGGCUUCUGUGAACUCGCCUUCUCUCCUGGUUGGGGUGUCGUGAGGCCUCUGACUUCCUCCACCUCCUCCUCCUCUGCUGUCUAGGGAGCAGCUCACCACCACCAGCGCCCCCUGCAGUCAGUCUUCCUUUUAGUGCACCAGCCCCGAGUUCCUCAUCAUGCACCAUCGUCGUCUGUUGGGGAAGAUGCUGGAAGGUUCUUGCUCUCUUAUUGGCUGGGGAAACAUUUCAGUUGA
Molecule: messenger RNA, 8324 nt
Organism: Notolabrus celidotus (New Zealand spotty)
Lineage: Eukaryota; Metazoa; Chordata; Actinopteri; Labriformes; Labridae
Gene: pde4dip
Product: phosphodiesterase 4D interacting protein
Exons: 36
Cellular component (GO): nucleus
Molecular function (GO): zinc ion binding
Source: RefSeq, a predicted model, not a curated record